UUUUUCAACUACAGGUUCCUCAAAGCUAAAGGAGUGACGUCAAAUCAACAUGGCCGCUCACAGCAUCAGCAGUAAACACAGCAGCAACUUAUCUUUAAACGAGUUGUAUUGUUUAUACACGUAUUAUCUGUAGAUCAAUCAACAUACAAACGCAGUCACUUGUUAAAUCUAUGACCACAGACUCUGCAGUUCACUGUUCUGAGGAUGAAGACCAUCUGAGUCUGACCUCACCUUCAGCUGUUUGCGUUAACACAACAGGCUAAUUAUUUUAUACUGUUAUACAAUAAACACAUUUUUAAAAUGAUGUUGCUGUAAAACUUCCUAAUUUACAUAGGACUUAAUAUUUAAUGACUAAAGAAAAUCUACAAUGGUGGGUCGUAAUCCUGCAAGCAGUUCUAUGUAAGUUAACCAAAGGUGGGCGUCAUUUUGACUUUUUUCCCUUGUGGCGUGCCAACAUGUUCCCUGGAAUCCAUCCCUGUUUUCAGCUGUUGAGAAUAGGAUCGUCAUGUAGUGUAAACGGCUCUGGCGGUGCCGUUCCAGAUUCGGCCCAUGACCUGUACACUUUCCGGCCGGCACUUGCGCACUCGGUGUUCAGAUUGGGCCGACUGGCAGAGUUGUGCGACGUCACUUUGGAGUCGACGACAGUUUCACGUGUACACGCCGAGCUGCACGCUGAGAAACAGACUGACGCUGCUGGAGAGGAGAGCUGGAAGGUCCAAGUGAGGGACAGAAGCAGCUAUGGUACAUGGGUGAAUGAUGUCCGAAUCCAGUCAGGUGUCUUGUUGGAGAUAUUUGAUGGUGACACGCUGACAUUUGGUGGCCAAACAGUACAAGGAAGCCCAGAGUUCUACUUCCUUUUCCAGAAGGUCAGGGUCAGUCCACAGGAGUUUGACGCCAUGACUGUCCCAAAGGCAAGCUCUUUCUCAUCCAAUAUCAAUAACCGGAUCAGAACAAGUCAAGACUGCAAGCAAGAGCCCGGCCUUGACAUUUCUAAGUUGUCCAUCAACAAAGCCACAGUCAUUCUCAACUCCAUCGGCAGCCUUAGUAAGAUCAAUGGCAGCCGCUGGACCUUCAAGAAGACUGACAAAACCACUGGCCUGAAUUCAGCUGUUACGCCUUCAUUUCAAACGUUGGUACCGCCUUCAACUCCUCCCUCUCUUUCUAAUAGUCGAGAGACUGCGAAAUCCAUCCCACCAUCGUCCAAGAGUCGCCGCAAAUCAGCCCACACAGUGCUUUUGGAAGACGGCAGUGUGGAGGACCACAAUGGCUGUAGGUCUGGGUUAGAGGAAGCAUGGAAAGCCAAAGCUGGCAAGAGACGACGUCUGUACAAGUCAGAGUCUGAGAUUCUCCAGUCUCCGCUGUCCAACAUGGAGUUAAGUAUGAAGCCGCAGCUCGACACCAGGCCAGUCAUGCCCAAGCAAAACACAGUCGUUCUUAAUCAGUUGAGCAACGGAAAGCUCGGUCAUCCUCCUUUUACCUUGAUCCUGAAGCGCGAGAGUGAAAACACAGGCCACAACAGAAGUGUAAGUCUGAUGGGAUGCCGGCAGCAGAAGCGUUGCUCCUCGGCUCCUCGUGGCAGGCGAAGGGCAAACAGCACUCCAUUAUGUUCUUCGCUACUUGUUGGAGGUGAAAAUUAUCAGCUGGCCAGUCCACCAGCAAGGCCGGCCAAAGCAGUGAGGGGACACACAGCGCGGUUCCACGCCACCACUAGUAGACGGCGUGGGAGACCCAGAAAGCAUCCACCACCCCAGCCUUCCCUUCCAUCUCCUGCUUCCUCAUCAUCAUCAUCUAGCUCAUCAUCAUCAUCUUCUUCAACAUCGUCUUCUUCAGAGGAUGAAGAUGACGAUGAAAAUGAAGAAGAAAUGAGGGCAGCACAGGGCAUAGAGCCAUGUGCUGCAGUGCGUUGUCGUCUGCCACAGCAGGACACAGUACAGUGGGUGCAGUGUGACGACUGUGAUGCCUGGUAUCACUUGGACUGCCUUCCAAACAACCGCAACCGAGCCGCGUUCCUGCUUGAUCCUAGCGCUGAAUUCCACUGUGGCUGCUGCUGAGUGGCUCCACUAAUGGUAAUUAGAAAGGCUGGUCAGACAGAAGCAGUGCUACAUAUUUAAGCAAUAAAGUCUCUGUUGUUUGA
Molecule: messenger RNA, 2134 nt
Organism: Ictalurus punctatus (channel catfish)
Lineage: Eukaryota; Metazoa; Chordata; Actinopteri; Siluriformes; Ictaluridae
Gene: tcf19l
Product: transcription factor 19 (SC1), like
Exons: 4
Coding region: 348-2051 (567 amino acids)
Biological process (GO): regulation of gene expression
Cellular component (GO): nucleus
Molecular function (GO): protein binding
Source: RefSeq, a predicted model, not a curated record